AUGAAUGUCACGGGCUGUUCUUGUCUGACCCACAUUUGGGCUGUUGGGCCGCCCAUCGUGGGCUCUGGGCGCGCCCACGACCCUUAUGGCCCCGCCCAUGGGCCCCAGACUAGAGCCCAAAGGCCGCCCACACAGUACCGCCCAUGGGUUGUGCCGAGGUCUAGCUAUAACCACUGUUGCGAAAAUAUUGGCUUUAUAGGGCUAAGUGGGUAUGGUGGAGGGAUGUCCAAAAAGAUUGUGGCGCCAGCGGGCCAUUUCUACCCAAUCCCCGAAAAUGUUUCAUUAGAGGCGGCCUCGUUUAUUGAACUGCUUGCUGUUGCGUGGCACUCAGUCAAAAUUUCGCUUUUUGAACCUGGGAACUCGGUACUUAUUGUGGGCGGUGGUACUAUCGGACUAGGCUUAUUGCAAGUGCUGAAGCUGCAGGGCGCCAAGAACAUUAUCGUGGCAGAGCUAAUGGAUAGUCGCAAAGACCUUUGUUUAUAUUAUGGCGCAACCCAUAUAAUCGAUCCAAGGAAUACGAAUUUGGCCCAGCAGACACGUCACCUAACAGAUGGAGUCGGCGCAAAUAUUAUUUUCGACACAGCUGGCGUGGAGAAGGCACUCUUAGAUGCGAUCCCGGCUUGUCGUACUCAAGGCAAAAUCGUCAAUAUUGCCGUGUGGGAGAAGCGUCCGUCCUUCCCCGUAAACCAGUUGAUGUACAAUGAGGUCUGGUAUGUGGGUGCAGCAUUGUACGAUGAGGUUUCUUUCUUAGAAACAAUUCAAGCCUUGAGCAAGGGUCACCUGAACUCCGAAGCAAUGAUUACCGCACGUAUCUGCCUCGAUGAAAUAGUAGAAAAAGGUUUUCAGGCUUUGCUAGAGCAUCGUGAUCAUCACUGCAAGAUCUUGGUGGAUGUACAGUCCUGA
Penicillium antarcticum is the source of this 903-nucleotide messenger RNA. RefSeq lists its product as uncharacterized. Lineage: Eukaryota; Fungi; Ascomycota; Eurotiomycetes; Eurotiales; Aspergillaceae. Bases 1 to 903 code for a protein of 300 amino acids. The transcript is spliced from 3 exons. The record is from RefSeq and is a predicted model, not a curated record.